Molecule: messenger RNA, 10290 nt
Organism: Esox lucius (northern pike)
Lineage: Eukaryota; Metazoa; Chordata; Actinopteri; Esociformes; Esocidae
Gene: rp1l1a
Product: rp1 like 1a
Exons: 13
Coding region: 242-8737 (2831 amino acids)
Biological process (GO): axoneme assembly; retina development in camera-type eye; intracellular signal transduction
Cellular component (GO): axoneme
Source: RefSeq, a predicted model, not a curated record
UAGCCUCCCCAAGUCUCUCUCCCUCCUUCCCGUGCCUGAUUAGCUAGCGGGGUGGGUGGUAACCUGGAGUGUCUGCGCUAACGCUAAACACAGUCGCAGUGUGGGAAAUAACGGCUAAAGGUGGACACGGCGGCUGUGUGUGGACACGCCGCUGGACAGAGCAGACAGGCAGGAAUUCCUCUCAGACGGCUUCUCUCAGUUUGGAUCAUGUUUUCUGACUAUACAUAUUUGAGGGGGCAGUAUGCGGUCAGCUGGUUUGUGGGACCUCCGUGGACCCCAGUCUAAAGAUUUCACAUCCCCACCCCUGCACGCCCGCUCCGCCUCUCGCCUCUCCCAUGUGAUUGCUGCGCCACCGGCUAAGCGAAUCACCUUCUACAAGAGUGGCGACUCCCAGUUUGGAGGAGUGAAGAUGGCAAUCCACAAGCGCAGCUUCAAAUGCUUUGAAGCACUACUGGACGACCUGUCACAGAAGGUGCCCCUGCCAUUUGGGGUGCGUACAGUAACCACCCCUAGAGGAACUCACAGUAUUAAACAUCUAGAGCAGCUGGAGGACAGGGGGUGCUACCUCUGCUCUGACAGACGGCAGGCCAAACCAAUCAACAUGGAGCUGGCUGGCAAACGUCCCACCCUCUGGCACCACAACAGCUACAGCCACCGAGUUCCACAGCGACCAGCAGAAGACCCUCCCCCUCCCAGUGGUCCAAGCCACAUCUCUACACGGCAGCGACGCAUCCUAUUGGUCAGGAACAGCGACCCUUCCAUGAGGAGGAGUGUAAUCCUGAACCGGCGUUCAGCCCGGAGCCUCCGGGUGUUUCUGGAAGACAUCUCAGAACUGAUGCAGUGUCACAUCAGAAAGCUCUACACACUGGAAGGACGCAAGAUUGACAGUGUUCAAAGCCUGAUGACAUGUCCAGGUGUGUUGGUAUGUGUUGGUCGGGAGCCUUUCAGACCACUUCUGCUGGAAUAUGUGACAAAGAACUCUGAGCAGAAACUACCUGGACUGGGGACAAGAUCACCUGGCAACGGGGCCCGUUCUCCUGGCAACGGGGCCCGUUCACCCGGUAACGGUCACGGCGCUCGGUCACGGUCUAGUGUCUGCAGUGAAGGACUUGAGAGCAAGAGGAAUGUGAACUUUGGUCUGGAGACUAAGAAGAGCAUCAUCCACCCUCGCUCAGACUCCUCCAAUCGCUCCACCCGUUUCUCUCUGUCGUCUGAGAAGUCCUAUCCCAACGGUCUCAGCACCUGUCCCCACUCACACGGCGGCCGGGAGGCGGUGCUGAACGACGACAUAGAGAAGCGCGUCCUGGUCAACAAAGAUGGCAGCCUCUCCGUGGAGAUGAGAGUGCGCUUCCGUCUCCACAGUGACGAGACUGUCCAGUGGUCCACGGAGAUUAAGAAGUCUCCGCCUGACUCUCUGACCAAUGACUGCUGUCCUCUCAGGGAAGGCCAGCCCCGCUACUUACAGCAGGGCCAAUCAGAAAGUUACUUGGACCCUGACUCUGACUCUUGUGUUGUUGAAACUGCUGACUAUGCCCCCAAGCCUCCACCGCGCCUCCUGGAGGAGCCCCCGCCCCACUGCGCCUGCUGCUACCAGCGACAGGCCGGGGAGUACGACAUCUGGGAGAACCCCGCCCACAUUCAGACCUCUAAACACUCCCACACCAGGGUUAGACACACCCAUUCCUCCAGCUCCUCCUCCUCCUGUCGCUCCAGCAGGGUGGUGAGGAGGCGGGCGAUUCACAGGGAGGGCUCAGAGCGCGGAGGGGUCGUCCAGGAGUGCUGUGUCAGGGAGGAGGUGCAGCGACGGGUGGAGAUGGAGAGGGACGGAGGGAUGGUGGUGUGUACGGUGAGUCGCAGCUGCAGCCGCAGUGAGCUUAACCUGAGUGGCACAGACAACCAAGGGGAGGAGCGACCUCUGUCUAACUCCUCCCACGUGCUCCAGGCACUUCAGGAAGAUGUGGAUGAGCUACCUCCCAGCGCCUCAAGCUGCUGCCAUCAAAACCCCCCUCAGCACCACCUCACUUUGACCCCGCAACCUCUCAGCCACGUGUCCACUCCCACCAGCGAGAGACACAUCCCUGCCCUCACCCCUAACCCACCAGGAAAGGAAGGGAGAGAGGGGGGAGAGGAGCGGAGUGAGAAUGGCGAGGGGAGGGCAAGUGGAGCCUCCUCGCAGCGUUCCUGCUCCUGCUGCGGAGGAGAAGCUGCCUCUCAGGCCGAUCAGGACAGAGCAGCCAGCCAAGCCUCCCACACAUCCAGAUCCUCCCAGAGAUCCAGAUCCUCCCAGAGAUCCAGAUCUCCCUCGAACAGAAUCAGGAUCCCCGUGGCUCCCGAGGAGGGUGAUGAUGAAGACGAGGACGAGGAGAAAGAGAGGGCGGUCAGCGUUAUGUCCACUCACACCGGCCUCUCCGGUGACUCGGGGGGGACCAUCGGGUCCGGGGGCUCUGUGGGGUCCAGGGCGUGUCCACACUGUGGGGGGUGUGGCCAGGGUUCCAGCCCUACGUCUGGCGCCUCACAUUGGUCACACUGUUCAAAGCGGUGUGAGGAUGAGAGGUCAGGGAGCGGACUCUCAGGUGGUUCAGGUGAGUCCGGUUGCUCUCAGAGGACCAACAGGUCAAACUGUACACGUUGCUAUGAAGAGGGACAGGCACCCAGCGGAAUGUCCCACCUUUCUCCCAGGGACGUAGAGGAGGACGCGGCAGAGGACAGUGGGAAGGAGGCAGAGGAGGAGAGUGGAGAGAAGGGCAAGGAGGGGGAGAAAGAGGAGGGAGAAUCGAGUGCCCUUUCAGCCAAAACCUCCUCUCCAGUCAGAACCGGCCGUAAGGCUUCAGAAUGCCCUGCAGACAUUGGUCAAGAGAUGGGGGGAGAUGAGAAAGGGGGAGAGGGUGAGGGGGAAGAGGGUGUAGCGCACAGGUCGGCAAGUAGCAUGUCGGCUAAAUCAAAGCUCUCAACCAAGUCCAGCCGGUCUCAUAAAUCCAACUGUAGCAAAGCAGAAAGGCCCCCAUCCCUGAACUCACCAGAGGCCCCAGCUACUGAAGAGGCUGCAGACGAGGUCGGAGAACAGAGAGCAUCAAGCGCCACAUCAGCUAAGUCCAACCUCUCAUCCAAGUCCAGCCGAUCUCAUAAGUCUACCUGCAGUAGGAAUGUAAGGGCAGUUUCCCCCGGCUCACAGACACCAGAGGCUACCGAACCCUCCCGAGAUGGAGAGACAGAAGAAAGACCAGCAAGCCCCUUAUCGGCUAAAUCCAACCUCUCAGCCAAGUCUGGCAAGUCUCACAGGUCCACCUAUAACAAAGCAGAUGGGUCCACCAAAGCAUCGGGUGGAGCGGCACCUCUCACUUCUAAAGAAGAUGCUGCUGAGGACACAGGAGGAGCAGCAGAGACCGCCCCCAGUGCUACGUCAGCUAAAACGAAUACUUCAGCGACAAAUAGCAGCAGAUCUCAUAGAUCGGCCUGCAGUCACAGGUUAGGAGCUACUUCUGCCAGGUGUGAAACAACCAGUGUACCUGCUGUUGAGAGAACAGGAGAAGGAGGGGUAGAGGGAGAUAAAUCACAGGAGGGGUCAGAGAGCUCCGUGUCAGCGAAAUCUAACGCCACAGGAACGACCUGUAAGUCUCAAAAGUCCAACUGUAGCAAAGCAGAAAGGUUCCCCUGCCUGAACUCACCAGAGGCCCCAGCUACUGAAGAGGCUGCCGACGAGGUCGGAGAACAGAGAGCAUCAAGCGCCACAUCAGCUAAGUCCAACCUCUCAGGCAAGUCCAGCCGAUCUCAUAAGUCUACCUGCAGUAGGAGUGGUAGAGCUGUCUCGCCAAAGCCAGCAGCGUCUGAAACCCCGGUCAACGAAACAGCCGAGCGAGUGGAGAGAGCAGCGAGUGCCAUGUCAGCGAAGUCGCAUACAUCCACCUGCAGUGCAGAAGGACACACUUCCCCGAACUCAGUGGAGGCACCGGUGACGGAACCAGAACCUGCAGGAGUGGAUGAGGGAGGGGAGAGAUCGGCGAGCGCCAUGUCAGCCAAAACCGCUUCUUCGGCGAAGUGUGGUAGGCAUCAGAGGUCGGCCUGCAUGGGCGGCACUAGAGGCAUCUCUCCAAAGCCAGCCGCUUGUGGAACUCCAGUCGAGGCUCCAGGUGAGGGAGAGGGGCCAGAGGGUGCCAUGUCAGCUGAAAUCAGUGCUUCUGGGAAGACAGCCGUGAACGAGGAGAAGGUGGACGAUGCAGCAGCUGCAGGAGACACGGCGGAGAGACCAGCUAGCGCCGUCUCAGCUAAAACCACUGCUUCAGUCAAGUCCGCCAGGGCUCACAGGUCGACCUGCAGCAGGAGGGCAGCGGCUCCAAACCCCAAACCUGCUGAUAUCCCUAGUGUUGAAACGACUGGAGGAGAUGAGGUCAAAGAGGAGAAGGAGAGACCAGAGAGUGUCAGGUCAGCUAAAUCUAAAGCUACAGCAAAGUCCUGCAAAUCUCACAGGUCCACUUGUGGUGGAUGUACUAGAAUUACUGCUCCAGUGGCUCGAGAUAUACCGGUCAUCGAGACAACAGUUGAAAAAGAAGAGGGAGACCAGGAGGGAGAGACCACAGAGGAGAGACCAGCCAGUGUCAUGUCAGCUAAAUCCAACGCCUCUGUCAAGUCCAACACGUCUCAAAACUCCAGUAGUAGUAGAAAGGCAGGAAGUCCGACGACUGGAGCAGCCGUUGCUGAGACCACUGGAGGAGAUGGGAAUGGACCAGAUGCUCCGGUUAAGACUGGGAAGUCCACCUGUAACGGCGUUACCACAGCUCUUUCUCCAGCUCCUACAACCUCAAAAAUCCCUGUCAUUGAAACCACAGAGGUUGACGGGGAGGGAGGGAAAACAGGGAGACCAGCUAGCGCCCUAUCGGCUACAUCCCAAAAGUCUGCUACAUCGCAGAAGUCUAACGGCAGCAAUAGAAUUAUGUUCCCGCAUCUGAAAAAAGAGAGAUGUGCUAGCCCUGCCUGCAGCACCAGAAGAGAUGGCGUUGUGAGAGAAAGUGUCAAGUCUGCCGCGUGCACUAAACCCCAGAGUAAACUAGACUGUUCCGCCAUCAGACCAGUUUCUAGAGCGUCAGAUGCAGAUGUUAAAUCAACCAGACAAGCGCUGGCUGACAUCACUGAUACGGCAAACGAGGCGUCUCAGAGUCAAGGCGCCGGACACUCCAUGAGCAAAACUGACCUCAGAGAUGAUUAUGCCAGAGAUAAUGUCGACGAUAAGAAAACAGCCAGUGUACACUCAAAGAGCGCUGCUAAAGCAACACACGGAGACUCCAGGGCUGUGUCCCAGGGCUCCUCCCGCCCCACCAAGUCCGAGGUGAAAGUUCACAAACCGAGUGAUGCCAAGGAAGAGGAGAGGCCCAAAACUAGCUCUUCCGGCUUCCUGCAAGUGAAUGGUCAAGGCCACAGGGCCAGAGCACAGAGCGACACAAGCAGUGUUCAUUCUGGGAAAACCUCCAAGACUGAGAAAACAGUGAUAGAAGAGAACCCAAGAACAAAAUCCUCUCAAACACGAAACGCAGGUCCCCCUAAAGUCUCCAAAACCACCGUCCAGUCUCAGAAGGCAGACAUCAUUGACAGCCUCCUCUCACGAUCCCUGUCAGCCGCAGACCUGCUCAGAGACAACAUAGCCGCCUCGUGUCCAUCCAGCUCUGCAUGGUCGAAGGUUAGCCUCUCUGAGAACGGAAAGAUACAGAAGACCAGAAAUCCCAGGAAGGAAGAGGUGGAGCUAGAGGAUCUGGAUCCCCUCUGUCUGCCAAAUACCUCUCCAAAUGAUGUUGUGAGUGAUUGGCUGAGAGGAAUCCCUGCAGACAGCGGCAUGGAAAACCCAGAAGAUGAAAUGAAUGAGACAACUGAAGAAACAGAAGUAAAGGAUGAGGAGAAAGGAGGAGAGGAGACAGGGGCACAGGAAGGAGAGGAGACAGUGGUACAGGAAGGAGAGGAGACAGAGGAGAACGGGGUAGAGGAGACAGAGGUACAAGAAGUUGUGGAGACAGAGGAGAAAGAAGGAGAGACUGAGGGAAAAGGAGAGGAGACUGAGGUGCAAGAAGGAGAUGAGACAGAGGAAAAAGCAGGAGAGGAGACUGAGGUGCAAGAAGGAGAGGAGACAGAGGAAAAAGGAGGAGAGGAGACUGAGGAAAAAGGAGAGGAGACUGAGGUGCAAGAAGGAGAUGAGACAGAGGAGAAAGGAGGAGAGGAGACAGACGAGAAAGGAGAGGAGACAGAGGAGAAAGGAGAUGCGAACAUGUCUGAAAUAAGACAGCCAGAAGAGGAAGUACAGGAUGCCGCCAAAGAGGAGGAAAUUGCAGAAGGGGAGGGAGAGUGCUCUGAGUGUGCUGACCCUGUCCCACUCACCAGUAUCAGCACGCCCUCUGGUCCUUACCACCUGGGCCUGAGUAAAGAGCUUCCCCUGAGCUGUCACUCCUCUGUAGCGGUGAUGAAGGUCCUACUGAGUCCUACGAUAGGCCGAUGCCACUCCCUACCAGAGAUAAGUCCAGUGUACGGACGCAGACUGAGCUCCUCAGCCAAGGGUCUGCUGGACUGUCUGGCCCAGCUGCAGCUCAUCGACCCGCCCCCUCCUCCAGCUGCAGGUCCCAGUCCAGACAGAGAUCACCGCUACCAGAAGGUCAUGAGUAUACUAGAGUCACUGUGGUUGUCUAAACCCUACCCUGGGGAGGGAGAGGGAGAGAGGGAGGAGAAGGAAGUACAAGGGAAGGAGGUGGGAGGGGAAAAAGAAAGGCUAAAAGACUCUGGUGUGGACCUCAGUUCCGGCUCCGCUGGGUCGGGUGGUUCUGGGAAGAGCCGACCAGAUGACAUCACAGCGGCUGACUUCACUCCCAUUGUGGAGGAAGAGGCAGAGGGAGGUGAGGUGGGGGCAGAAGGAGGUGAAGGGGAGGAAGCGGGAGGUGAAGUGGAGCCAGAAGGAGGUGAAGGGGAGGCAGAAGGAGGUGAAGGGGAGGAAGAGGGAGGUGAAGUGGAAGUGGAGGAAGGUGAAGUGGAGGCAGAAGAAGGUGAAGGGGAGGCAGGGGGAGGUGAAGCGGAGGCGGAGGGAGGUGAAGCGGAGGCGGAGGGAGUUGAAGCGGAGGCAGAGGGAGGUGAUGUGGAGGCAGAGAAAGCAGCAUCCGCAGAGAUGCUUUCUGACGCAGUAGCCCCAGACAUUGCCAGCCGGGUGCAGAGAAGUCCAGAAAAUGAUGAGGUGAUCCCGGACUCUCCCCUUGGGAGAGGAGAACCACUGCAGACGCCGGAGAGCCUCAAAGCCAGCAGGAGCCCCUGCUCUUCAGACAGCAUGGCAUACAAGUCCCCAACGGACACAGAGAGAGACACCACCGAGGACAACACUAGUUCAGGGACACCACCUUCAGUUCAGCGAGCGCCACUCACCAAACGUGUCUCUCAGGACCCUGACCCGGUCUGGGUUCUCAACCUGCUGAAGAAGCUGGAGAAACAGUUCAUGACCCACUACAUAGACGCCAUGGCUGAGUUCAAGGUGCGUUGGGACCUGGAUGACAACGCAAUGCUGAAUGCCAUGAUCACUGAGCUGAAAGACGAGGUGAAGAACAGGAUCCAGAAGAGCAUUGACCGAGAGCUAAGGAAGAUCCAGGGGAGGGCAGGGCGGGUGGGCAAGCCACGCCCCCCUAUUCUGUCCCGGGAAUCAUCCGCGACAGACCAGAGGAGGCGGAGGCUAAAGGUGAUGAAGGUCCACUCGGUGAACCAGAGCGACGGGGAACAGGGAUCGGGCGCGGACGUCAGUGACCAGCGCAGCGAGGGCGAGGACGAGUACUGCCCCUGCGACACCUGCGUGCGGAAGAAAGCGGAAGCCCAGCAGAUGAAAAUGGAGGCCAUGGUCACAACGGCGCCUGUGAUCAUGGCGUUUGACCUGCGUAAGAUCCUGAUGAUGAAGAAAGACCCAGAGCCUACGGCGCCCCCUAGCCCCAUGGAGGGGAAGAACAACAACCAGGAGGAGACAGAGGAGGAGACAGAGGAUGCUAUGCCAACUGUUGUCAUAGAGGAAACGAUCCCAGAGGAGGAUGAAGAGGGGGAAGAGGAGAAAGGGCAGGAGGAGAUAGAUGAGGAAAUAGAAGCUGAAGAUCUGGAGGAUGAAGAGGUGGAGGAAACUGGGCAGGAGGAGGAGGAGGAUGCAGGGGAAGGAGAGGCAGGAGGUGAAAGUGCAGCUGAAGCAGUAGAUGAUGAAACUGAGGUGGGGGAAGGAUCAGCUGAGGAGGAGACUGCAGGAGAUACAGACAACGCUAAAGAGGAGACAGAGGAGGGAGGGUCAAGAGGAGAGGAGGGAGGAUCAGGAGGAGAGGAGAACAAUGUGGUUUCUGAAUUGAAGGUGGGGGAAGACGAGGGUGAGACAGGGGGAGGACAGGAGGAGACUCCCGAAGCGGAAGGUAAUGUGGAGGGAGGAGAGGAGGUGAUGCAGGAGGAGGAGUUAAAACCUGAAGAAGAAAAGAGUGAAGCGACUGAGAGAGAGAGACAAAUCCCUGUGAUCCACCAGAUGACCAGAACAUCUGUGGAGUCCCAGCCAGGAUCUUUGGAGAACAUGGACCCAGUUUCAACAAUGUCCUCCUUAAUUCCCGUAAAACCAAAGAAAACUAGCACUGAUGGACACAAGAUGGCAUCUACAGGUGAGGGUUCUGGGGGGAAAGGUCAGCGGAGGAGCCGUUCACCAGCGAGAACCAAACGCAGAAAACCCAGAGACAGGCAUAUAGAGCCAGAAGAACUAGACAUGUAAUCCUGACAGGACAUAGAACUGGACAUCAAGUGUCUGUAACCACUGCAGGACAGAUAACUGGACGUCCUAGAUCUUUAGGUGUUACAUAACAGUCACAUCAAGCACUUUAUAAUCCCAUCUCCGGGUUAGGAAUAUCCAGACCGGAGGGACUGGAAAGAUGAAGGUAGAUUCUGCCAAGUCUGAGGACAGAAUGGCAUACACUGGUUGUUUUUAUUGAAGGAUUUAACUGAAACUUGAAACAAUCCUAACAUUAUACAAUCCAUAAGAUGUGUAAAAAUUGCAUUUGUAUAUUUCUAGGAACUAUGUGUAUUUAUGUAUGAUGAUAUUUUCAUUGAGGCCUGUGCAUUGUGUACUGCAUGAGGAUGCGAGUGUUUGUGUCUCUGAAUAGGUGUGACGUCAAACACACCCCGGAGCAGUUUUACCUGAACAGGGGCCCAUGCAGAGACCAAGUCCUCAUAUUAAGGCCUGAAAUAUGGUUUCGUUUCAAAAGCACUGCUCUAAGGACACCCAGAAUAUAGACACUAGCACAGGUCUACUGGACCUCACAUGAAGGGUAGUUUCACAUAGCCCUAACAUAUACCUCCCAGUGGCUGUAGGCAUGAGGGGAAUGUAUUCAGAGUAACAACCACACAAUAUAUGUCUGAGAUACAGGAUAAGCACCACACCAUGUACUUUUUAGGAUUACUGUAGGGUUAUUACAAAGCUCAGUGUCGGGGUGUCAAUGUUGAAAUCUCAGGGACUCUGGACAGCAGGGUUGUGUAACGUACAGUGAUGCGCAUGGAUGGACCUUUAAUAUAUGUCUAUAGCAUCUUAUAGGAUGCACACAUAGCCUACAAUGGAUUGUACCCGAGCCCACAUCUCAUUGUUUAACCAGCAGCCCUUUUCCCCAUGGCCAGAUUAACUCACUGGUUCAUUUGCUCACUGCAGUGCAUUCGCUUUUCAGACAUUGUGGAGUUGCACACUUUGUGUGUCGCUGUGUAACUGGUUCUUGGGUCACGUUGUUGCUCUCAGGGUUGUUGUUGUGUGUCAUUGGAGGUCACACCCAAGCUAGCCAGGUAUUUAACCAGGGUAAUCACAGGGAGGUAGCCAGGAAUAUAACCAGGGUAAUCACAGGGAGGUAGCCAGGAAUAUAACCAGGGUAAUCACAGGGAGGUAGCCAGGAAUAUAACCAGGGUAAUCACAGGGAGCAAGCCAGGAAUAUAACCAGGGUAAUCACAGGGAGCAAGCCAGGAAUAUAACCAGGGUAAUCACAGGGAGCUAGCCAGGUAUUUAACCAGGGUAAUCACAGGGAGCUAGCCAGGAAUAUAACCAGGGUAAUCACAGGGAGCUAGCCAGGAAUAUAACCAGGGUAAUCACAGGGAGCUAGCCAGGAAUAUAACCAGGGUAAUCACAGGGAGCAAGCCAGGAAUAUAACCAGGGUAAUCACAGGGAGCUAGCCAGGAAUAUAACCAGGGUAAUCACAGGGAGCAAGCCAGGAAUAUAACCAGGGUAAUCACAGGGAGCAAGCCAGGAAUAUAACCAGGGUAAUCACAGGGAGCUAGCCAGGAAUAUAA